GGGCGUGGCAGCCCCGCCCCCACAGACUUGUGCCAUGCCUGUGGAGGAGUUGGACAUUGGAGAGCAAAUUGCCCAAAGAUCACGGAUUCAGCCGGAAAAUGAAGACAAUUCAGAUAUUUUCUCGAAUGGUAUUUGGAAGGAGCGUUCCUUAAUAAAAGACGGUAGUCUACGUAGUCUGGCUUCUGACCUACACGACUUCGUGCUAAAAUCAAGGGCAGAUUCUACCAGUAAAGUUUACCAAAGGCGAUUUAAAAAGUGGGUUGAAUGGUGCAGCCUUUACCCAGAGAUCACCCCUAUUCCAGCCAAGGAAUUCCAUGUUGCGUUGUAUUUAAAACAGAUCGCAGAGUCUUCAAAAAGUUCUACUGCGAUUGAUCAAGUAUUUUAUGCUAUCGGUUGGGCCCACGAUUUGGCAGGAUUGCAUAACCCUUGUAAAUCGGCGUUCGUCAAUCACAUGAGAGAAGCUGCCCGCAGGCAAUUAAAGACAUCCGUUAUUAAAAAAGAACCGCUUACUCCAGAACAUUUGAAAAGCUUAGUCUCGAAUUUUGCGGGUCAUAGAGCUAAUUUGAGUGAUUUACGGCUUGUAACACUGUGCCUGUUAGGAUAUUCUGCAUUUUUACGUUUUUCGGAAAUUUGUAAUAUUAGAAGAUCAGACUUAAUGUUUUUCGAGUCGCACAUGAAUAUAAACAUACCAAAGAGUAAAACGGACAUUUACAGAGAGGGUAACACAGUUUCAAUAGCUAAGCUAGAUUCCCAAUGUUGUCCUGUUUCUAUGACACUUAGGUAUUUGCAGCUUGCUGAAAUUCCUCACGAUUCUUCCGAAUUUAUAUUCAGAUCUUUGUCAUUUUGUCCAAAAUCGAACUCCUAUAAAUUAAGAGGUACUUCACCGUUAUCAUACACUAGGGCCAGGGAGGUGUUACUUGAAAAACUGUCAAGCAUAGGACUUGAUCGACCCUUCAAAAUUUUGUCUACAUAGUUUGAGGUCUGGCGGUGCGUCGGCUUCGGCUAAUUGUGGGGUAUCUGACAGAUUAUUCAAAGCGCAUGGUCGAUGGAGGUCAGAAACUGCCAAAGAUGGCUAUGUGAAAGACAAGCUUGAGUCAAAAUUAUUUGUAUCAAAGAAUUUGGGUUUGUAACUUGAUGUUAGUUCUUACAAAGUUUUAUGUACAUUUUAAGGGAUUACAUGGUAAUAAACAUGUUAACAGUGUAUCCCGUUCUUUGUUGUCUGUACGUCCUCAUAUAGCUAGGCGGACUAACUCCCAGUAAUGAGUUUGAGUUUAUAUGAUAAAUAAUUUAUGUUCGUUUGAGAGAAACGAAUUAGAAUAUAAAUAGAUUUAUCAUAGUUAUGUAAAUGAGAGUAUGGGUAAGUCCGGGUCAGAGUUCAGCACGUGCCGCAUUAUUGGCACGUGCGAUAGGUAGACUUAGGACAGUGAUGACACGUACAGGUGUCUGUGUUUGCCUAGCCAUUGUACUAUACGGACUUCCC
This is a messenger RNA of Pecten maximus, 1480 nucleotides long. Its product is annotated as integrase/recombinase xerD homolog. The coding region runs from base 35 to 973 and encodes 312 amino acids. Gene Ontology annotation, biological process: DNA recombination; DNA integration. Gene Ontology annotation, molecular function: DNA binding. The record is from RefSeq and is a predicted model, not a curated record. The transcript has 2 exons. NCBI's taxonomy places the organism in Eukaryota, Metazoa, Mollusca, Bivalvia, Pectinida, Pectinidae.